This is a messenger RNA of Ctenocephalides felis (cat flea), 2288 nucleotides long. Its product is annotated as protein kinase C, brain isozyme-like. The coding region runs from base 236 to 2278 and encodes 680 amino acids. Lineage: Eukaryota; Metazoa; Arthropoda; Insecta; Siphonaptera; Pulicidae. The record is from RefSeq and is a predicted model, not a curated record. Gene Ontology annotation, biological process: protein phosphorylation. Gene Ontology annotation, molecular function: ATP binding; diacylglycerol-dependent serine/threonine kinase activity; zinc ion binding. The transcript is spliced from 14 exons.
AGUAUGAGUCCAACCGCUGUGGGGUAUGGUCGCUUUGCUGAUCUAUCAAAACAUUUGAACAGAUAAACUUGAUACAAAUCGAACGUUUACACACGAACAUUGUCAACAAAAUAGCUAAAGUUUUCAACAAUGGAUUUCGUUCUAUCAUUUAUCCCUUACUGAAUUACAGACUAAUUGAAAAUUUCUGAGGAAAUUCAAAUUUUACCACCGCGAGUGAGUGUUAGUGUGUGCCAAUAUGGCGGACGUGCAACAAGAGGCUUGUCAAAACAAAACAGAUGCGAAUAAUAAAUCGUCAACCGAAAAUGAAGAGGGCGGCGAUUAUUUCAAAAAGGGGCUCCAACGCGGACGUAAGGGGGCCCUCAAGAAGAAAAACGUUUACAACGUCAAAGACCAUAAGUUUAUGCCCAGAUUUUUCAAGCAACCGACGUUCUGCUCGCAUUGCAAGGAUUUCAUUUGGGGUUUUGGAAAGCAGGGUUUUCAAUGUCAAGUAUGCAGUUUCGUCGUUCACAAACGAUGUCACGAAUACGUUACAUUCACGUGCCCCGGCGCAGACAAAGGAGCAGAUAGCGAUGAUAUGCGCACCAGGCACGCGUUUCGGGUUUGCACGUACUCAUCACCAGCAUUCUGCGAUCAUUGCGGAUCCCUGCUCUAUGGCCUGAUACACCAAGGAUUGAAAUGCGAAGCAUGUGAUAUGAACGUACACAAACGAUGCGAGGAGUCGGUUCCAAAUCUAUGUGGCUGCGAUCACACUGAACGACGUGGGAGGAUACAAUUGACAAUCACUUGUAUAGCCAACAAACUCACAGUUGAAGUUCGACAAGGAAGAAAUUUGAUACCAAUGGAUCCUAAUGGACUAUCUGAUCCUUAUGUGAAACUUAAACUGAUACCAGAUUCGGAUAAUGUUAAGAAGAAAACUAAAACUAUAAGAUCUAGUCUCAAUCCAGUUUGGAAUGAAACACUUGUAUUUGAACUCAAACCAUCAGACAAAGACCGAAGGCUUUUGAUAGAAGUUUGGGAUUGGGACAGAACAUCCAGGAACGAUUUUAUGGGAUCACUUUCCUUUGGUAUAUCCGAAAUUAUAAAAUCGCCAGCAGAAGGUUGGUACAAGCUGCUGACUCAGGAAGAAGGUGAAUUCUACAAUGUGCCAGUACCGGAGGAGGGAACUGAUUUGGCGCAACUUAAAACGCAGAUGAGGAAAACAUCUAUAACCAAAAGGCCAACAUUACCAGCUGAUAAAGAUGUUCCACAUAAUAUGAGUAAAAAAGAUGUGAUACGAGCCACAGAUUUUAAUUUCCUCAUGGUUUUAGGAAAGGGAUCCUUUGGAAAGGUUUUAUUAGCAGAGAGGAAAGGUACGGAUGAACUAUAUGCAAUCAAGAUUCUGAAGAAAGAUAUAAUAAUCCAGGAUGACGAUGUCGAAUGUACUAUGGUUGAAAAACGCGUUUUAGCGUUAUCAUCUAAACCACCAUUCUUAGUCCAAUUACAUUCUUGUUUCCAAACCAUGGAUCGAUUAUAUUUCGUUAUGGAGUAUGUAAAUGGAGGAGAUUUAAUGUUUCAAAUUCAGCAGUGCGGGAAAUUCAAAGAACCGGUGGCAGUGUUUUAUGCUUCAGAAAUUGCCAUAGGCCUAUUUUACUUGCACGCACGAGGAAUAGUAUACAGAGAUUUAAAGCUGGAUAAUGUAUUGUUGGAUCAAGAUGGUCACAUCAAAAUUGCAGAUUUUGGAAUGUGCAAAGAGGGCAUUACAGGAGACAAAACUACGAAGACUUUUUGUGGAACGCCAGAUUAUAUAGCACCAGAGAUAAUUCUGUAUCAGCCGUACGGUCGAUCAGUCGAUUGGUGGGCCUAUGGAGUAUUGCUCUACGAAAUGUUGGUCGGUCAACCACCUUUCGAUGGCGAGGACGAAGAAGAACUUUUCGCCGCUAUCACGGACCAUAAUGUUAGUUAUCCGAAAAGUUUAUCCAAAGAGGCUAAAGAAGUUUGCAAAGGGUUGUUAACAAAGAAUCCACUUAAACGGUUGGGUUGCGGAGUUAGAGGCGAAGAAGAUGUCAGAGGUCACGCUUUCUUCAGGAGGAUAGAUUGGGACAGAAUUGAAAACAGAGAAGUUCAACCUCCUUUUAAACCUAAAAUUAAACAUAGGAAAGAUGUAUCAAACUUCGACAGACAAUUCACAAGUGAGAAGGUUGAUUUGACGCCAACUGACAAACUCUUCAUGAUGAAUUUGGACCAAACCGAAUUUAUGGGAUUCUCCUAUCUCAAUCCAGAAUUUGUGCAGCAUGUCUAAGAAAUUUAGG